UGCCCCGUAUCCUCCCUCCUCGACUUGUUACGCACAUAUAGCUAUCCGCACGACAGCGACAAUGGCGGAAAUACAGGCCGGGGACUCUUCUCCAGCUCAGAAGAUGUUCGAGAUCCCUCAUAUCCGAGAUCUCAUCAUCGCUCAUAUUCAAGACCGAUCCGAGCUCAAGAAAAUGACGUGCAUCUCCAAGGACUGUCUCCCUGCUGCUAUUCAAGGAUUGUGGCGCAAGACGACGUCUUUCAAGUUGGAAAAAGUCAUCGCGAUUGCGCCGGAAAGAGAGGCGCUUUACAAGGCCUCUGUUGUUGAUUAUAAAGAAGCCACGGCUCGGCACCUUGAUCUCUCCAUCGCCUCUGAGGUACGCAAGGACUUGAAGCGCCUGGAAACCUUGAAGAUUUCAGCAACUUGGGAUGGAGAAAUCUACACUGCGGAAAUCAAUUACACGCCCACGGAAGAACUCCCUACCUUGAAGCUUCAUUUCCCCUAUGAGCAUCCUAUCAAGUUGGACGCUCCCGGAUUCCGGCUGUGGCCAAGACCCGAGUUCCGGUUGACCUCCCUGAUCACCGGGAGAGAUAAGACGCCGUCCCUUGAUCAAGUCAUGAAGACCUUUAAAGAAGUUCGAGAAGCGCGUUGGAAUGACCAGGAACCUAGCCUAGGGGUUAUAGAAGUCGAGAAAGAGGAAAGCUUCGACGCCAUUUUCAAGCAUCUCGAGGUCUUUCACUUCGGAAGCGCCCUGAUUUCCUACGAGUCGCUGAGCCGGGUCUUGGACGUCGCCACGCAUCUAGAGAAACUGUUCGUGCUCCUCGCCAACCCCGAAGGGGAUGAACAACCUCGUCUGGUAGCCCGACUCGACCAAUCCCAAACCUUGACCGACCUAGGAAUCUAUUUCGGAGAGAUAAUAGACACGGAAUGGCAGGGACACUACCUUAAAGAGAGCGACCCUGUUGUGGCCCACAUGGCAAUUCCAUCUUUUCCCAACGCGCUCAACCGAAAACUAAGGACGGUUCGAUGCUUUGUCUUCCCCUUCAAAGUUGUGAACCGCCACAUGGCUACCCACAAACGCGGCGAUUGCAGGAAAUCUCGGGACAAGCAGAUCCAAGGCACUCGCAACCCUUCAGCUCGCCUCUAUCUCGCCGUUCCAACGGGUUGGAUCAUGCCCAAUCCAGCAUGGUUCGUAUGUGCCCUCAAGUACAAUCUACCUCCGGGGAUCUACCCGUGGCUCGAAAGCGCGGCAGAUCAGCAUGUAAGCGAUAAUCGAGACACACAAGUGGCCUUCCAAGAUGGAAUAAAUACAGGUUCGACCGAUAAUUUCGUCGAAUGGGUCAACGAUCUCUUGUACGGGCCUGGCAAAAAUGAACGAGAGUCAAGGGGACCAGAAUGUUGGACGCAAUGAUUGGAAAGCUCCGACUUGUAUGACCGUCACGGUCCGAAACUAUGUCCUAUUAGAUCAUGCAGGAGAGAGCAGAAAGUAACCCAAGGGCCGUCCGAAAGUUUAAUAUUCCCCUCCA
This is a messenger RNA of Filobasidium floriforme, 1505 nucleotides long. RefSeq lists its product as uncharacterized. NCBI's taxonomy places the organism in Eukaryota, Fungi, Basidiomycota, Tremellomycetes, Filobasidiales, Filobasidiaceae. The transcript is spliced from 3 exons. Bases 62 to 1390 code for a protein of 442 amino acids. The record is from RefSeq and is a predicted model, not a curated record.